Messenger RNA from Oncorhynchus masou masou (cherry salmon), 1662 nucleotides. Its product is annotated as mitochondrial ubiquitin ligase activator of nfkb 1-A-like. Gene Ontology annotation, molecular function: ubiquitin-protein transferase activity. The transcript is spliced from 6 exons. Gene Ontology annotation, biological process: organelle organization; protein ubiquitination. The coding region runs from base 148 to 1203 and encodes 351 amino acids. The record is from RefSeq and is a predicted model, not a curated record. NCBI's taxonomy places the organism in Eukaryota, Metazoa, Chordata, Actinopteri, Salmoniformes, Salmonidae.
UCAAGGAAGUGGAACAUGUCAUAUGACCAAAACAAAAAUAGCCAUUCUUCCGGGGAUGAUAACUUGAGCGGUUUCAAAGUCUGUUUCUGUACUGUAGCCCUAUUACAAGGGAGGUGAGAAGAGACUGUGUGGAGAGUGUGUUGGGGGAUGGAGGAGUUUCCAGUGAGGACGGUGGAGGGGCUGUGUCUAGGCACCAGCUUGGCCAUAUCAGGCCUCUUCUUCUACAUCUACAGGAAAAAGAGGAAAUCGGUGGACAAGCUCAAUGAGGCACCCCACAUGAAUUUGGAUGGGAAACUGGCAGACCUUUUGAAUGUGACACAGGGAAAGUGUCUGCAGUAUGUUGUCAUCGAAGGAGCAGUGCAGCCUGUGGGGGAGCCUCUAAGGAGUCAGUACCAGGAAGGCAGCGUAGGGGUAGUGCAGAAACUCAUGCUAAGGGAACACAAGCUGGUGUGGAACAGCCUGGCCCACACCUGGAUGGACAGUGAGUGUGUGCUGCACCAGAGGGUGAAUACUGUCCCCUUCAGCCUGGUGGGGUCGGACCAGGCCAAUGUGAGGGUGCUGUGUCCCCUGGAGGCCUCAGAGCUGAAGAUGGAGAUCCUCCAUGAGAAGUUCCACCAGGCCACCUACGGUUUCACCGACAUCGUUGGACAGUACCUCAGUGGAGAGAAGCCCAAAGGCCAGCUGGAGACUGAGGAAAUGCUCAAGGUUGGCGCUACUCUUACAGGUGUAGGCGAGCUCAUCCUGGACACGGACCGGGUGCUGAAGCUCCGCCCGCCCACCGAUGGCUCAGAGUACUUCCUAAGCACAGCAGACUUUGAGACCCUGCGGCUGGAGCAGGAAGACCAGGCGGUGGUCUGGCGGGUCCUGGCCUCUGUGUUUGCCCUGGCCGGGGCCGCCGUCCUCCUCUGGGUGGGCUGCCGCUACUACCGCAGCCUGAGGGUCUGCUGGGAACAGGAACGUCUGAAGAGGGAGUUUGAGAGACUGGGCGCCGGGGGGUCUGGGGCUACACAACAGGGGUCUAGGGAGGAGGAGACGCCCCUGGAGAAUGACUGUGUGAUCUGCCUGACCCAGCUCCGUAGCUGUGUGCUACUGGACUGUGGGCACGUGUGCUGCUGCUACAGCUGCUACCAGGCCCUGCCUCAGCCCAUCUGCCCCAUAUGCCGGCAGGCCAUCAACAGAGUGGUGCCCCUCUACCAGGCAUGAAGCCCAGCCAGGGAGAACAAAUCAAAAUCAAAUGUUAUUUGUCUCAUACACGUUUAGCAGAUGUUAUUGCGGAUAUAGCGAAAUGCUUGUGUUCGUAGCUCCAACAGUGCAGCAAUAUCUAACAAUACACACAAAUCUAAAAGUAAAGAAUGGAAUUAAGGAAUAUAUAAAUAUUUGGAUGAGCAACGUCGGAGUUGCAUUGACUAAAAUACAGUAGAAUAGAAUACAGUUGAAGUCGGAAGUUUACAUACACCUUAGCCAAAUACAUUUAAGCUCGGUUUUUCACAAUUCCUGACAUUUAAUCCUAUUAACAAUUCCCUGUCUUAGGUCUGUUAGGCUCACCACUUUAUUUUAAGAAUGUGAAGAAUUAUUUAUUUCAGACUUUAUUUCUUUCAUCACAUUCCCAGUGGGUCAGAAGUUCACAUACACUCAAUUAGUAUUUGUUACCAUUGCCUUUAA